Messenger RNA from Seriola aureovittata, 2635 nucleotides. It is a transcript of the gene zdhhc24, whose product is annotated as zinc finger DHHC-type containing 24. Gene Ontology annotation, molecular function: protein-cysteine S-palmitoyltransferase activity. The transcript has 3 exons. The coding region runs from base 300 to 1175 and encodes 291 amino acids. Gene Ontology annotation, cellular component: endoplasmic reticulum; Golgi apparatus. NCBI's taxonomy places the organism in Eukaryota, Metazoa, Chordata, Actinopteri, Carangiformes, Carangidae. Gene Ontology annotation, biological process: peptidyl-L-cysteine S-palmitoylation; protein targeting to membrane. The record is from RefSeq and is a predicted model, not a curated record.
GCAGAAACUUGAUUCCGUCCAUUGACAGAUCGUGGUAAGGAGAGGGUUUUUACAGAUUACCGGCGUCACAUUUCACCUCUUACAUUACAUGAAGUUGUACCCGAAGUUUUUCUUGGUAUUGUUAAUACCGUGCGGUUGGUUUAACCUCAGUCAGAAAGCUAAUGGUGUGGUUAUACGGCUAACAAAGCUAACCAACGGUUAUUUGGCGGUGCGUCUUUGAAAUCAGUCCUUCCCAUAACCACACCACUGGGUUUCCAGCUGUGGUUCAGACAUCGCGCAGAGGAGGACACGCAGGAAACAUGACGAGUUUUGCCAGUAAAACGUUUUGCAGGGUCGAGAGGGUGUGUCGCCACCUCCCCGUUGCCCUGAACACUUUCCUGGUCUUCUCCAUCACCGGGGAGGUGAGCUACUUGGUCCUGGUCGAGGCUCCGCUUGAGGCGGACCAGAAGAAGACGGAGUGGUCCGCCUGGUGGAAGGUCGUGCACCUGCUGGCCCAGUACUUUAUGCUGGGAAACAUCUGCUGGAACGCCCUGCUCUUCGUUAAAACCAGCCCCAGCAUCAAGGGGGUGUUCCUGGGAGGAGAGGGGGUGGGUCAGGGUUGGAGGUACUGUUAUACAUGUGAGACACACACUCCUCCUCGCUGCUCCCACUGCUAUGACUGCAAAGUGUGUGUGCUGCGGCGGGAUCACCACUGUGUCUUUUUUGGCCAGUGUGUGGGCUUCCGUAACUACCGCUUCUUCCUGAGCUGCUUGUUGUUCAUGUGGUCUGGGCUCCUCUACGCCACGCUGAUGAACGCAGAGGUCUUCAUCGUCAUACUGAAGGAGGGGGUGACUGUGCACAGCGUCCUGCUACUGCUCAUACCCUGGAUCAUGCUUGUUUCAGGCCAGGUCUCGGCCCGUGCCUUUGCCUUCGCUUUCAUUGCUGACACAUGUGUGGUGGGCUUCCUGCUGGUGUCAGCCUUCUUCUUCUUCCAUCUCUUCCUGAUGUUUCGGGGACAGACCACAAGGGAGUGGUACUCAUCCCGCCGACCCUACAGCCUGGGACUCCUGGGCAACAUGCGUCACACCCUGGGCCUUCGCUGGUACCUCUGCUGGCUUUGCCCGCUCAUCCCAUCACCUCUACCUGGAGAUGGGAUAAGCUUUCAGGUUACAGGAUCACUGGAACCUGCCCGGUAACAGCUUAAAAGUCUGAAUAUUAACAGGCUGUGUCCUUACUUUAUUGGUGAUAGUUAAUGUUAUUGGGGAGCAGCAGCAGGGAAUAUCACCUCAGUUCAAGAGGAGAUAGCUUGGGAUGGGAAGAAGCUAGAACGGUGUGUGGUUGUUAAAGGUGUUACUGGGUAUAACUGUCUACCAGUAUCUUCUCCUCAUCCUUUACCUCUGCUGAGACAAAGAAAUUGUGGGCCUACUUUGGAAGGUACAUUGUCCUUGACCUAAAGGUAAUCUGUACACUCAUUGAGGCUGGCCUCAUAAUAUUACCACAGAAAUGAGCAGUGGUUCUUUGGGUUUUAGCACUAAAAUAUGUAUGUAAACAACACUGAAAUGAGAAUGUAUUCUAUUGAUAAUGAAAAGUUUUAAAUCCUCAUUAACAGGAUGGAGGAACAACUCGUAAUUACUGAUUAUGACUCCUGGGUAGUCAUCCUCUUGGAAUCAAUGACUUCUUAACUGGGAGUCUUUCUUAUACAGAUAAACUGCCUAAAUCUGAAGGUCGAACAAACUUGGCUUGCACUGUUUAUAAAAUACACCAUUAUUAGCUUCCUAUCUGCUUUUGUGUGUUUGCUGCAAUGAACAUGAUGUGCGUAUACCUUCGACUCCUGAGAUGAGAUUAUUACACAGAACUUUAUCCCACAUGGGACAAUGAGAAAAAUUACAGUUAAUGUCUUAACAUCUACAAGACAGCAUGUGUGUUAGAGAACAAUCGACAGAAAUUGUACAUCUAGUGUUGCAGUCUACAGACUAAUGUAAGGGCAUUUAGUGAAUGCAGUAUUUAAAAUCUACUUAUGGACACUUUUCACGUUUCGGUCAGUCAGGUACUAUUACAAACAAAAUUUACAGUGUAACAAGAUGGCGUCAAUCAAACUGUGACUUCAGAAUUCCACUGGUAAUUAAAUUUAAUGAAAAAGCAAUGUUUUUCCAAAAGAUUGUUAGUCAGUUCUUUUUUGUUUUCUGAUGUGUUCCUGGCGCUCUUUCACCUGACUGUUUUUGAGUAUAUUUUAUUUAAUCACUCUUCUGGUGUGAAAACACUACAUACUGAAAAACCUGUAAGUAGUAUGGAUUAGGAACAAGAUGAACAUGUUUUACAGCACUUGAUGCCAGCAUCUUAACUUUUGUUGCCUCAUUACAACACCCUCCAGCCUCACACCCACCCCUCUCACCACAGGUGCACUUACUUACCAAAAACUAUUAUUUGUCAGUAUUGUUAGUUGUUUCGCCAAAUAUGUAUGUCUGCUUAAUUUCUUUUUUUCCUGCUUUUUCAUAUGGCUCACACCAUUUGAAUUUCUUUUUGCCAUUUGAGAGUGAUGAAAUUUAUUGUGUCGAGGGAUGUGCAGAACUAUUUAAAAAUGUUUCAUUAUUUUGUACUCUGAAAAUGUAUGUGGUGUAAGUUUUGUUGUAAUAAUUAAAUUUGAGUUUGAAAACUU